AAGCGCAUCGGAGGGGACGGGGGAACUAGCUACACAGACAGCGCGGUCGGGUUUUGGGGGCAGCUGGAGGAGGGAUUCGGCAACUCCCAGAAGUUGAGGCGCCGCGGAGCGUGGGCGCAGAGAAGAGCGAGUUAAACUUUGCGGGCUGUGCAGGAGGUCGGCGGCCGGACGCCAGCAGGUAAAAGAAUUGGGGCAAAUCACGUGACUUCCUACACUGUGAACCAUGGCACUGCCAUUCCGGAAGGACUUAACUGAGUAUAAGGACCUGGAUGAAGAUGAGCUCCUUAACAAUCUGUCAGAAACAGAGCUGAAACAGCUUGAAACUGUCCUGGAUGAUCUCGACCCCGAGAAUGCUCUUCUGCCUGCAGGGUUUCGGCAGAAGAACCAGACGUCAAAGUCUGCCACGGGACCCUUUGAUAGAGAACAUCUGCUUUCUUAUCUAGAGAAGGAAGCAUUGGAACAUAAAGACCGGGAAGACUAUGUGCCCUUCACUGGAGAGAAAAAAGGGAAAAUUUUUAUCCCCAAACAGAAACCUGUGCAGACUUUUGCAGAAGAAAGCAUAUCCCUUGAUCCAGAAUUAGAAGAAGCUUUGACAAGUGCCUCUGAUACAGAAUUGUGUGAUCUUGCAGCUAUCCUUGGGAUGCACAAUCUGAUUACAGACACACAGUUCUGUGACGUGGUGAGAAGUAGUAAUGGUGUCAACCAAGAACAUUUUUCAAAUGUGGUAAAAGGUGAAACGAUUCUUCCAGUGUUUGAUGAGCCACCAAAUCCAACCAACGUUGAGGAGAGUUUAAAGAGAAUUAAGGAAAAUGAUGCCCGUCUUGUUAUAUAAUCAACAUUAACACAUGAUAAUAUCCCAAUUCCAACUUUAAAAGAGUUUGCCAAGACUCUGGAAACCAACACACAUGUGAGACAUUUCAGUCUUGCAGCCACCAGGAGCAAUGACCCCGUGGCUGUGGCAUUUGCAGAUAUGCUGAAAGUGAACAAGACUUUGAAGAGUUUAAAUAUGGAGUCCAACUUCAUCACAGGCACUGGGGUUUUAGCACUGAUUGAUGCUUUGAGAGACAAUGAGACCCUGACAGAGCUCAAGAUUGACAAUCAGAGGCAGCAGUUGGGCACAGCUGUAGAAUCAGAAAUGGCCAAGAUGCUUGAAGAGAAUACGAAUAUCCUUAAAUUUGGGUAUCGGUUCACGCAGCAGGGACCCCGAACCAGGGCAGCCAAUGCUAUAACGAAAAACAACGACUUAGUGCGCAAGAGGCGAAUUGAAGGAGACCACCAGUAAGAGUGCCAAGGGUAACAUUUGGAAGCCUGCAGAUGACCAGAGGCUCCUGUUGGUGACAACAGAUGUAAAAACUUCCUGGGUAGAAGGGGAAAGACUGGAAAUCCUUUUUUUUGUUAACUAUAUGCAUUAUUUUCCUAGCUUAAGGUAUUAUGUUUGAUUUGUAAAAUCAGUAAUGGGUAGUAUUUUAUAUUUUUAGCCUUUCUACUGAAAUCAUUUUAAUUUAGCUUAAUUGAAUGGUUUGUAUUUUUUAGAUAAAAAUGCAGUUGUAGGAAAAGUUUCAGAAGUCAUGUAUGUAAGAAUAAUUUGAACACCUUGAGGACCAAUCUUUUUAAAGCAAAAAGGGAUAUUGCUCACUUGAUAUUAAUGUUGCUCCUUAUAGAUAAAGGAUACAGCACAUGGCUGUUUCCUUUAAAAAAAAAAAAAAAAAAACUCGGCGGUGGUAGUGCACAUCUUUAAUCCUAGUACUCGGGAGGCAGAGGCAGGUGAGUUCAAGACCAGCCUGGUCUACAAGAGCUAGUUCCAGGACAGCCUCCAAAACCACAGAGAAACCCUGCCUCAAAAAAAAACCCCAAAGAAAACUAUGAAUUUGGCAAGAGUUUGCUUUUUCCUUAUUAGGGAAAUAAAAUUUCAGAAUUUUAAAAGAUGGCUCAGGAUCUGAUAUAUCUACAUAAGCCAAAACAGGUCUCCAGAAGAUGGAUCAGUCCUCCUCUGGGAGACCGAACAGUCCUCUUCAUUGAAGGUUUCUGUACUCAUCCAGUGGGCCUCAGCUACACUGGGUUUUUUGUUUGUUUGUUUGUUUGUUUGUUUUGGUUUUUUUGCUAAUAGUCCUUAAUUCUACCCCACUGCCUACCUUAUUUAAAAGUAUAGUUAUAUCUAAGGUUACUACAGUAUUUCAUCUUGCUGUGGACAUUACAUUUUUGUAAAAGCUAGUGGUUAAAAAGCAUCAAAGUAGAGAGGUUAUUUUCUUCCCCAUAAAAAUUCUCUUGGUCAAUACUCAGUUACUUAGAGUAAAAGAAAAAGAGAAAGGUGCUGUUAGAUAUAGGAGGUAGUUCAAACCCAAGAAACUCGAAAAAUGGCCAUUAAACUGAUGAGUACUUGUCAGUUAGAAACUAAAACAUGAGCUAGCUAUGAUGGUCGCUCCUAUAAACCCAGCACUUGGGAAGCUGAGAAAGGACUAUUUCCAGAUGUUUGUAGCCAUCCUGAACUAAAAAGGAAAUUCCAAGUUAGCCUGGGCUAUAAAUGUGAGACUCAUUGUCAAGAAAACAAAAACCUGUACCACAUGGUAAGAUAUUCCAUAUAUGAUUCCACAGGUGCAAUACAGCAUUGUAGUUAAUCCCACUCCACAGUAUUCUAGCCAAUCACAAAACCUGCUAUUCUUCAGAAGUCCAACUUUAGUAGAUGGCUUCCUUUCAUUUUACACUUUUAAAAAUCCACAUGGGAAAAAAAAAAAAUUUCUAUAGCAUAAUAGGUCAUCGUUAUCACCCAGGUGUUAGAGUGAGGAUUUGAGCAGUGUACUGAAGAGUGGGGUUGGGCAAGGCUGCACACCGAUGCCCUACUUGAGGAUUUGGGUUUGUAUCUUUGUCCUGUCCCAGGGCAGCUCCUGCAGAAGGAGUAGGAGAGGCAUUCACAGCCACAGACAACAGAGAGGAAAAGGUCCAGUGAGGCAUAACAAGUUGAGUUUUGCUUAUACCAUUCCAGCUCUGUAAUACAUUAUAUAACUGAACAAAAUACUUCUUUAUAAGUAACUUAAAUAUGAACUUAUCCAAUUAAAUAGAUACAUUUUAAGAAUUAUUAUGGAGGUCAGGAAUGGUGGCACACACCCUUAAUCCCAGCAGUAGGGAGGCAGAAGCAGGCAGAUCUCUGUGAGUUACAGGACAGCCAGAGCUGUUACACAGAGAAACCCUGUCUUGAAAAAAAAAAUUAUAAUGGAAAACAGUGUUUACCUUGAUCUUUAAAAGUCUGGCACCUCCUGACUUUUUAUUAACUCAGUAUUUUCAAAUUCCUCUGAGAUUUUUAUGACAUAGUAAUAAAUUAGGACUUUGCAACUGUUUUAAUUACAAGUCAGCAAUUUUCUAAACCCUCAAGUUUAAUGUCAAGUUAAAUGGUUAUCUAAGAAUAACAUUCAAAUUUUGAAAAGCUCUUUUAAAAAUUGCUCUUUUAAAAAGUUUUAAAUGGCCCAUUUUAUAAAACUGUGCAUUUGUAUUUGUCUUGUUAUAAUUUUCAGUAUGCCUACAUGAAAUUGUAUACAUUAAAUUCAAUGCUAGUCUCUAAUAUUAAUACUUUGAAAGUAGAUUUUGGUGCUAUACACUUACUAUAGCUAAAAUCUACUGGAGUUUAAAGAAUAAAUGAAAUACAUUUUUCUAAAGGUGCCUGUCAUUCCAAAGACCAAAUAAACAUUUUGUGUUAACCAUA
Molecule: messenger RNA, 3694 nt
Organism: Cricetulus griseus (Chinese hamster)
Lineage: Eukaryota; Metazoa; Chordata; Mammalia; Rodentia; Cricetidae
Source: RefSeq, a predicted model, not a curated record